Molecule: messenger RNA, 1961 nt
Organism: Thalassophryne amazonica
Lineage: Eukaryota; Metazoa; Chordata; Actinopteri; Batrachoidiformes; Batrachoididae
Gene: atpaf2
Product: ATP synthase mitochondrial F1 complex assembly factor 2
Exons: 8
Coding region: 435-1304 (289 amino acids)
Biological process (GO): mitochondrial proton-transporting ATP synthase complex assembly
Cellular component (GO): mitochondrion
Source: RefSeq, a predicted model, not a curated record
UCAGCGCAGCGUCAUACGGUCCAGUAUCCAUCCUUCUCAUUGGCCAACUGAGUUGAAGUCGCAAAUAUCGUCGAAGCUCAUUGGUUUACUUUCCGGAAGUUUUUACAGGGUUUCUUGGAUAUAGUUUUGUUUUCUGGCGUUUGGGUGUGAAAAGACACAAUAAAACUACAAUUCCCGACACGUCAGUGAUGCUAACAUAAACUCUCAAGCAAGCGCCGAAGGUCAAGCGUGUUUUUGAAAACGGUAGUAGAAGAGAAAUGUAUUAAAAAGUAUAUAGAUAUCUUAUAUAUUUACCGUGUAGCGCUUUUCUUUAAAAAAAAUUAUGUUGGCGGUAACGUGAUGUAUAAAAUCAAUGCUACGUUUAAUUAGCUAAAGCGGUAAGCUAACAGCAGAUCAGACUAGCCUUUGUGAAAUUAUCAAAAAGACCAAACGCAAUGAACAUUACUGCUGCUGUGAUUAUGAGGCUGGUUAGACUUCAGAGCUGCUCGGGCAGUGGCCUUUCCCUGUGUAAAAUCUGUCCAAGAAGUCAUCGGUUUUCAACGAAAUACUCCACAGCCACAGCAGAGAGGAAGAGAUUCUAUCAAGAUGUCAGCAUAUCCCAAACUGAAGGUGGCAUGUAUGAGAUAAACUUGGACAGAAGGAAACUGAAAACCCCAGGAGGAAAGCUGUUCACGGUGCCAAAUGAAGCCCUGGCCAUUGCUGUUGCCACAGAGUGGGAUGCUCAAAAGGACAAGCUCAAAUCGUACACUAUGCAUCUGACGAUGCUGUGUAACACGGCUCUAGACAAUCCCACCAAACGCAGUAAGGACCAAAUUAUAACUGCUGCCCUGAAGUUCCUGGAGACGGACACUGUCUGUUAUAGAGUGGAUGAGCCUCAAAGUUUGGUCGAGUUACAGAACAGUGAGUGGGACCCUGUACUUAAAUGGAUUGAAAGCAGAUAUAAUGUAACUAUUGGCUCCUCAUCCAGUAUUGUGGGUCCCGAGAUCCCAGCAGAAACCAAAGACACAUUCAGACAACAUCUCAAUUCUUACAACUCCUGGGCCUUGACAGGGCUUGAAUAUGUGAUCACGCAGCUGAAGUCUGUUGUGCUGUCAUUGGGAUUGAUUGACAGACAUCUGAGUGUGGAACAGGCAGUGCUGCUCUCCAGGCUGGAGGAGGAAUAUCAGAUUCAGUGCUGGGGAAGUGUGGAGUGGGCCCAUGAUUAUGACGUGUAUGAGCUGAGAGCACGGACCGCUGCUGGGGCUCUUUUUGUUCACCUGUUGUCUGAGAGUUCCACUACCAAACGCAAACUUUUGCAGGACUGAGAGAGACAAGAACUGUGGGAACGAUGCAGACUUGAUGCCACAGACAGUUGGUUCUCAAAUUUGGAACAUCUCCUCAUUGACAAAGAAGACGACAAAUGUAAUGCAUCCAGUCUGUUCCAUGAAGCAGCAGCAACACCUGCUGUGUCUGAGCUGUUACAGAGUCAGCUGAACACAUUGGCUGCCCUUUUUUUUGUUUUGCAGUGUUUGUACGACAGCUGCCAAGUGUGACGCGCCUCGCUGACUCUCAAGUCUGUUCUCAGUCAUCCGUGACAUUUUGGACACUAUGAAUAGAUUCGAGAAACUGGUGACUAAUGUUUGGUGUUAGGGCGUGGAAUUAUAAUACCAUGCUAGGUUUCUGCGUCAUCUAGAUAAUGCAAAAAAUCAACCACAAACAAACCCAUACACACAUACGCUGUGCUAAGAGUUCACACUAUCUGUACAUGUGUUUGCAGUUUAAGGCACAUUGCAUGUAAAAGUACUUGCAGAGGUGAAACAUGGUGGAUUCAUGUUUUAUGUAAUUGGCUUGAUAUUCAUCAGAUGUGUCUGCUGAUAUUUUUAAGGGCGUGCAGAAAAUCCAUUUGUAUCGUCUCUGCUGUUGAAUGCAAUUUCUAGAAAUGACGCUUAAAAUAAUUAAAUGCCUGACAUCGUCUGUACUGA